AUGCAAAUUUUUGUCAAAACUCUCACUGGUAAAACAGUAACACUAGAAGUCGAACCAAGUGACACAAUCGAGAAUGUUAAAGCCAAAAUCCAAGAGAAAGAAGGUAUUCCACUUGAUCAACAACGUCUUAUCUUUGCUGGUAAACAACUCGAAGUUGGUCGUACGUUGAGUGAUUAUAAUUUUCAAAAGGAAAGUACACUUCACCUUGUACUUCGACUUCGAGGUGGUGAUCAAUAA
This is a messenger RNA of Rotaria sp. Silwood2, 237 nucleotides long. Lineage: Eukaryota; Metazoa; Rotifera; Eurotatoria; Philodinida; Philodinidae. The record is from the annotation of a GenBank genome assembly.